AGGGGCACGCCGCUGUCGCACUCGGGCAAGGGCUGGGAGAUGUUCACGAAUCGGGUGCUCGAGGCAGUGAGCAGAGAGCGGGACGGGGUGGUGUUCCUGCUGUGGGGCAAGAGCGCCCAGUCCAAGAGCCGGCUCAUCGACCGCUCCCGCCACUCCAUCCUCACCGCGGCCCACCCCUCGCCCUUCUCCGCCGACAAAGGCUUCUUCGGCUGCAAGCACUUCUCGAAGGCCAACGAACUGCUGAUAAAGGCGGGCCAUGAAUCCAUUCGCUGGGCUCUGGCCGACGUCGAGCCCCGAUACAACGUUGGCGCUCUUUCGGUGGAAGAAGCGGCUCUGGGUGUUGAUGACGUUGACAGCGCGGACGACGAUGAGGUCGGCGACAGCGGCACGCAGGUCGAAGUGCCCCCCGGGGCGAGCGAAGCGAGGAAUCUCUUCGAGGGCCUGGUGUUCGUCGUGUGCGGCCUCAUCGCCGAGAUGCGCGACCUCCACGCCAAGAUUCGCCAACAGGGCGGCGAAGUGGCGCACAUCGUCUCGGCGCAGAUCACGCACAUGGUGACCACUCAAGCCGAGGUGGACGCGGCCUCCUACAAGGUGGCGCGGGCCAUGGCCUACGACCGGGUGCACGUCGUGUCGGCCGACUUCAUUCACGACUCCAUCCGCGCAGGAGAGCGUUUGGCCGAAGCCGCCUAUACCCUUGCCCAGGCCAGCCCCCAGUCCACCGGUACUGUGGCAGAGGGCUACACCUCGUCUCUGGCGAGAAGCGAGCUUUCCCACAGGACCAAAGAGCUGCCGGCCUUUGGUGUGGCGGAGCAAGAGCAGAAUGGGCCUGGCCCAGUCGCAGCGGCGCAGGUGCUGGACUGGCCUUCCGCCAACCCCUCGCGGCCGAUCAUUCGGGCAAAGAGGAAGGCGGUCGUGGUGUCACGCCUCUCAACACCCGCGUUCCAGUUUGCGGCGCCGCCUUCGCAACUGUCGCUGUCCGCACCGGCCCAGCAGGCAUCGACAGGGGUGCAGCUUGCGGCCUUCGGUGCCGCGUCGGCAUCGCCUUUGGUCACCCCAGCGCCCGUGCCUGUGGACUCGACCGACGACGUUCUGCCGAAGCCGGCCAAGAAGGACAACUGGCGACCCCACUGGGGCCUCGUCAAGAUCUACAAGGCGGAUGACCCGCACGCCCCGCACUUCCCAAAGGACUAUGACAUCGUCCGCAGGGACGUACUGAACGUGACUGAGCUGAACGAGAAUCGGAACAAGUUCUACAGCAUGGAGCUGCACGAGGGCAAGGAGAGGGGCAAGAGCUACUUCCGCAUCUACACCCACUACGGACGCACCGACCUGCUCGAUGCCGACUCACAAUCUGGUCUGGAUUCCACCGGCGGCGUGGCCGAAGAGUCAUCGGACCUGUUCGUCGAGCGCAAGGAAUGUCGAUACCUCCACAGCCUCCAGCAAGCCAACUGGAUCUACGACCUGAUCUUGGAGGACAAGUCGGACGCCGAGGCCAAGGGCUACAAGUCCAUCAAGCUGGCCGCCGCCACUGUCGGCUCAGAGAAGGGCCGGGCCGUGGACCAGCACCCCAGCCAGGCCAAGGUCGCCCGGGCCAAUGCCGACGGCGAAGAGCUCGCAGCUGACGUGGCAACCGCCGCCCAGUUCACUGACCAGGUGAGGCAGCUGGUGAGGGACAUCUACGAAGAGGCGACGAACCAGCUGACGAGCAAGGUCUCGGCGAAAAUCACAGCGCGCGGGCUCGAGACGCCGCUCGGCAUCCUCGACCUGGAGCAGAUCGCCGAGGGCGAGGCCAUCCUGGGCCGCAUCCAGGACCACCUCACCUCGACCGGCGGUUUCGUGGACCAGGGGUCAGUCGCCAAGCUCUCGGGCGAGUUCUACACUCUGAUUCCGCAUCGGCUGGGGCGCUCAAAAGCCGAGAUGGCCGCGGCGAUCAUCGACACGAUCGAGAAGCUGGAGGAGAAGCAGGAGCUGCUCCAGCUCAUGAAGGACGUGCUCAAGGUUAUGAGCCAUGUGCGAUCAGGCCGCGAGCAUGGUGGGGCGGAUCCAGGGGAAGACCUGGAAGUGCAGAUCAAGUACAAGGCGCUCAACUGCGCAAUAUCCCACGUGUCUCACGGUUCCCCCGAGUUCAAGGGCGUCAAGAAGAUGAUCAGGCAAGAUCUGGACAGCUCCAGCAUUCGUCUCGUCAACGUGUUCAAGGUGAGACGUGAGAAGGAGCACGAGCGGUUCACCCAGACUGUCUUCAACACGCGCUACCUCUUCCACGGCUCCCGAAUGGGUAAUUGGCUGGGGAUCCUGUCACGUGGCGUGCUUCCGCCGAAGCGGGUGACCACCCUGGGCGUCAAGCGGACGGACGAGGGCCUGCUGGGUGCGGGCAUGUACUUUGGCGAGACCGCGGCCACCAGCGCCAAGUACUCGGCUGUGGGCCAGAAGGGCUACCGCAUGAUGCUCGUCGCCACCGUGGCGCUCGGCAAUAUCAAGGACUACCACCAGCCCAACCCCGACCUCACCAAGCCUCCGCUCAACUUCCACAGUUGCCAUGGCGUGAAGUCGACCCCGUACGCGCCGACCGGCUUCGUGGACAGCGAGUACGUCAUCUACGAAACCGACCAGCAGCGAAUCGACUACGUCCUCCAGUUCCAACUGCCCGAUGACCCUGUCCCUCCGGCUCCCGUACCCGUGAGACCCCCAAUUCAAAUGACCUUUACCAAGAGACUACACCACGACCCCAAGGUCACCGCGUCGAGCCAACGAGCAACGGCAUUCACCGCCGCCCCGCCGCUGGAGGUCAAGUCGCGUCAGUGGUUUCCUCCAUCUUCGGCGGCCCAAUUCGCCUCCCCGGCCCGCUACGUGCCGUCUUCGUGUACGGCUCCCUCCGUAUCGACGGGCGCCACGCCCGGGCGCUCGCAGAUCUCACCGGCGCCGGCGAUCACAGUCGCCCCAACCGGGCGAUUCCAGGCCGCCGCCAGCACGACCGCUAGCGACGGGCUCACGCCGGUGAGCGCCCUGAACCCCUUCUCGGUCGCGUGGACGAUCGAGGUCAGGGUGGUCUAUCUGCCGACGGAACUGUUCAAGUGGCAGAAGAACGGGAAGGAGGGGCGCCACUUCUGCUGCGAUCUGAUGGACAAGAACGGCGACUGCAUCCGCGCCGUCGCGUACAACGCCGUAGCCGACGAUAUCUUCCCUCGGCUCAAGGAGAACCAGAUUUACAGGAUUUCCGGGGGCCACUUCAAGGUGGCCAACAAGAAGUACUCCAAGCUGAGUCACGACUACGACCUCACGUUCGCAACCACCACUCUGAUUAUCCCGAUCACCGAUCCCACGCGAAUCGCCGCGUUCCCCACGCAACAACCCGACUUCCUCCCCUUGUCGCAGCUGGCCUCUCGCGAGCACGACGAGGUCGCGGUGGGCCCAUUGGGUAGCAUCACGGCCAGAACGACCGGGAACGUCAUCCCCAAGCGUAGCGUGUUCCUGGAGGACCAGACCCGGUCCAUAGUCGAGCUCACCCUCUGGUACGACGACGCCAAGAACGCCGCGACCCUCUUCAAGAAUGGCGACGUGCUGGCUGUGACGGGGGCGUGGGUGAACCGGUUCCGCGGGCACACGACGCUCUCCACCAAGCACGCCUCCUACAAGCUGCACGUCAACUCCUCCGCCUUCCCCCAAACCGCCGCCCUGGUCCAAUGGCGCAGAGAUCAAGAGGGGGAGAAGAAACGGCAAACAGAACAAGCGCAGCGCGAAGAGGCCCGACAAAGACUGCAGCAGCAGCAGCAUAGGCGGGAGGAGACUGCUGCGCAACCGCCCACGAGCGCCUGCCCCGGCUGGACCACGGCCCGCGAGCCGCUGUUGUCCAUGCAAUCCACCAGCGGUGGGCCUCGGGACAGGGCGGCCGACGACUCAGCUGAGUGGGAGCGGUCGUCGUUCGCGUGGGGCCUGCCCCGGUCGAGCACGACAAGUUCGCGCAGGAGACGGCGGGCGCGCUGA
Molecule: messenger RNA, 3981 nt
Organism: Acanthamoeba castellanii str. Neff
Lineage: Eukaryota; Discosea; Longamoebia; Acanthamoebidae
Product: replication protein A1, putative
Exons: 16
Biological process (GO): base-excision repair
Molecular function (GO): NAD+ poly-ADP-ribosyltransferase activity; uracil DNA N-glycosylase activity
Source: RefSeq, a predicted model, not a curated record